This is a messenger RNA of Wyeomyia smithii (pitcher-plant mosquito), 1669 nucleotides long. It is a transcript of the gene mEFTu1, whose product is annotated as elongation factor Tu, mitochondrial. NCBI's taxonomy places the organism in Eukaryota, Metazoa, Arthropoda, Insecta, Diptera, Culicidae. The transcript has 3 exons. Gene Ontology annotation, molecular function: translation elongation factor activity; GTP binding; GTPase activity. The coding region runs from base 140 to 1546 and encodes 468 amino acids. Gene Ontology annotation, cellular component: mitochondrion. The record is from RefSeq and is a predicted model, not a curated record. Gene Ontology annotation, biological process: mitochondrial translational elongation.
CAGAUAAACGUCAAAGUUAGGCGAAGUGUGAGGUCUUACGCAAGAAAAGUUUCAGAAAAUUCUACUUGCUAUUGUUUUAAGCCGUAUUUAGACUAAUUUUUUGCUGAAUUGCGUGCCGAAAAGUAAAAGGAUUUUGAAAAUGUCAAGCUACAUAACUCUUCGUGCUAUAAUGAGCCCGGGAGCUCACAAAACAUUCUCGCAGAUCCUGUGCAGCAGCGGGGCUACUCUGAAUGUGAUUCGUUCUAAAACACUUUUAAAUCAGCAAAUUUUCCAGAAAAGGUUUUACGCUGAAAAGCAAGUUUUCAAACGGGAUAAACCGCACUGCAAUGUUGGUACAAUCGGACAUGUUGAUCAUGGAAAAACUACCCUGACGGCUGCUAUUACGAAAGUUUUAGCUGACAAAGAUUUGGCCGAAAGCAAAAAAUACACUGACAUUGACAACGCUCCAGAGGAAAAGGCUAGAGGAAUUACUAUAAAUGUUGCCCACAUCGAGUAUCAAACGGAAAACCGGCACUACGGCCAUACCGAUUGUCCGGGUCAUGCCGAUUACAUUAAGAAUAUGAUCACCGGCACAGCUCAAAUGGACGGAGCUAUCUUGGUUGUUGCUGCAACUGACGGAGCUAUGCCGCAGACCAGAGAACAUUUGCUUUUAGCCAAGCAGAUUGGUGUUAAUCAUAUUGUUGUAUUCAUUAACAAAGUUGAUGCUGCUGAUCAGGAAAUGGUUGAUCUUGUGGAAAUGGAAAUCCGGGAGUUGAUGAGUGAAAUGGGUUUCGAUGGAGAUAAUGUCCCAGUGAUUAGAGGAUCUGCCCUGAGUGCAUUAGAAGGAAAGAACCCAGAGAUAGGUUCAGAUGCCGUAAUAAAACUGCUGGAUGAAGUAGAUAAGUAUGUACCGACGCCAAUGCGCGACUUGGACAAGCCAUUCCUGCUGCCAGUAGAAUCGGUCCAUAGCAUACCUGGACGAGGUACAGUGGUAACAGGACGCUUGGAGCGUGGAACUCUGAAAAAAGGGCAGGAGUGUGAAUUUGUCGGAUACAAUAAGGUUAUUAAAUCAACCAUUACCGGCAUUGAGAUGUUUCACAAAAUCCUCGAAGAAGCACAUGCUGGCGAUCAACUUGGUGCUCUGGUUCGAGGUAUCAAGCGAGAUGAUAUAAAACGUGGAAUGGUUAUGUGCAAACCGGGCUCAGUCAAGGCUAAUGACAAUUUCGAAGCCCAGGUGUACAUUUUAAGCAAGGAUGAGGGCGGUCGUCACAAGCCUUUCACUAGCUUCAUUCAACUGCAAAUGUUCUCACGGACCUGGGAUUGUGCAACUCAGGUGCAAAUCCCGGAUAAAGAAAUGGUAAUGCCCGGCGAGGAUGCCAAGCUACAUUUGCGCCUGAUGAGACCGAUGGUGCUGGAACAGGGCCAGCGGUUUACUCUGCGAGACGGUCACAUUACUUUAGGAACCGGAGUAGUAACCAAAGUUCUGAAUCCGUUGACUGAAAAGGAAAGGCUGUCUCUGGUCGAAGGCAAAAAAGCGCGAGAGAAAGCUGCCAGUGGAAAGGCCUAAAACAAAAGGUGUCUGCGAGCUUUUAAGUGCGUUGUCUUAUUGUAAUUUUUAUUGGAUAAGUACCGAUUGGUGUUAGUGACAUAGAGCUGGAAUGAUCAAUACGCAUCAUGAAUAAUCGAUAAA